Messenger RNA from Nematolebias whitei (Rio pearlfish), 627 nucleotides. It is a transcript of the gene ergic3, whose product is annotated as ERGIC and golgi 3. NCBI's taxonomy places the organism in Eukaryota, Metazoa, Chordata, Actinopteri, Cyprinodontiformes, Rivulidae. Gene Ontology annotation, biological process: endoplasmic reticulum to Golgi vesicle-mediated transport; retrograde vesicle-mediated transport, Golgi to endoplasmic reticulum. The annotation marks the transcript as partial. The transcript has 6 exons. The record is from RefSeq and is a predicted model, not a curated record. Gene Ontology annotation, cellular component: endoplasmic reticulum; Golgi membrane; COPII-coated ER to Golgi transport vesicle.
ACUCGCGUCUUUCUGAGUCCCCGUUUGUUUGGUUCCUCCGCAGUACACGACCUGCAGAGCUUCGGCUUAGACAACAUCAACAUGACCCAUCUGAUCAAGCACCUGUCGUUUGGGAAAGAUUACCCCGGCAUCGUUAACCCUCUGGACGGAACCGACGUCACGGCGCCACAAGCAUCUAUGAUGUACCAGUACUUUGUGAAAAUCGUUCCGACCAUAUACGUGAAAACUGACGGAGAUGUGGUAAAAACAAACCAGUUCUCCGUCACCAGGCAUGAAAAAGUUGCCAACGGGUUGAUAGGAGACCAGGGGCUGCCGGGUGUCUUUGUUUUAUACGAGCUGUCGCCCAUGAUGGUUAAAUUCACAGAAAAGCGCAGAUCGCUCACGCACUUCCUAACCGGAGUUUGUGCCAUCAUCGGAGGCGUUUUUACAGUGGCGGGUCUCAUCGACUCUCUCAUCUACCACUCGGCGCAGGCCAUCCAGAAGAAGAUCGAGCUGGGCAAAGCGUCGUAGCAGCGCCCCCUGCUGGCAACACGGACUGAGACGCUGACGGGGACAGGAGGACAGCGGGGUGGACAGACAGAGACACAGAUGGAGGGAACGCACUUUGCUUUCUCUCCAUCUUUUUGG